Messenger RNA from Hyposmocoma kahamanoa, 2353 nucleotides. It is a transcript of the gene VGlut, whose product is annotated as vesicular glutamate transporter 1. The record is from RefSeq and is a predicted model, not a curated record. Gene Ontology annotation, biological process: synaptic transmission, glutamatergic; neurotransmitter loading into synaptic vesicle; transmembrane transport. Bases 152 to 1948 code for a protein of 598 amino acids. Gene Ontology annotation, molecular function: neurotransmitter transmembrane transporter activity; L-glutamate transmembrane transporter activity. Lineage: Eukaryota; Metazoa; Arthropoda; Insecta; Lepidoptera; Cosmopterigidae. Gene Ontology annotation, cellular component: excitatory synapse; synaptic vesicle membrane. The transcript has 12 exons.
GCGGCGGGGUUUACGCGCAGCCGUAGCGCUACGGUUAAGCGGCGUGCGGGGUGCUACGAUCGACAGACGUCGCUGCGGACCUGCUACGCCGAGCAACUGGAAAAAAUGUGUUAGUGUAGUACAAGUGUGAGGGCGGACGCGGGCCGCCGACAUGCAGGGGCUGCAAACGGCCAAAGAGAAGGCCUCGGGCCUUUUCGCCAACAAACCACUUCUAUUCAAAAACGCACAAUAUGAGAAUUUCCAUGUGGAUCAGAAGGGUUACGACCAGAUGUAUGAUGGCGAAGACCUGGAAACACCGCCAUCGCCCGAUAGGCCACCGCCACGAAAAAUAGAUAAAUACAUCCGCGCGGAAUGUCCGUGUCUAAGCGCGAGGUACACGGUGGCGCUGCUGGCUUGCUUCGGUUUCUCCAUUAUGUUCGGCAUGCGCUGCAACAUGAGCAUGGCCAAGCUGAAGAUGACUGAGAGACACAACACGUCAAGUGGCGUGAAAGAAGACACUCCAUUCAACUGGACAGUAUCAGUAGAGUCAUCAAUAGACGCCUCAUACUUUGCGGGAUAUCUAAUCACACAAGUCCCGGGUGGUUUCAUGGCAUCCAUGUAUCCUGCCAAUAAGAUCUUCGGAGCGGCGAUUGUUAUGUCUUCAUUGUUCAAUAUUGCUAUACCUGGAGCAAUGUCAGUUGGGCCAGCUGCAGUUGUCAUGUUAAAAGUUGCUCAAGGCUUCGUUGAGGGUGUAACGUACCCAUCCUGUCACGGCAUCUGGAGGAUGUGGGCCCCACCUCUCGAGAGAUCCAGACUGGCCACGUUGGCUUUUUGUGGCACCUACGCUGGUAUUGUCGUAGGAAUGCCCCUGUCUGGUCUGCUGACUGAUUACAUUUCUUGGGAAGCACCAUUUUACUUCUAUGGCAUAUGUGGUGUAAUCUGGUACACAUGUUGGCUGUGGUUGGUGUUUGAGAGGCCCAGUAAGCAUCCCUGUAUCAGUGGCAAGGAAUUGACGUACGUAGAACAGUCUCUUGGCACAAACACACAAGCUGCUAUGCCCAACUUUUGGAAUACUCCUUGGAAAGCUUUUGCGACUUCACCACCGGUAUACGCAAUCAUCGUAGCUAAUUUCUGCAGAACGUGGAACUUUUGUCUUUUAGUUAUUUUCCAGUCAGCAUAUUUCAAUACCAGGUUCAACAUGCAGAUUACUGAGUCUGGCUUUGUAGGUGCAAUACCCCAUUUGAUAAUGACGUCACUAGUGCCAAUAGGAGGUAUGCUAGCCGAUUAUUUGCGUAAAAACAACAUUAUGACCACAACCAACGUGAGGAAGCUCUUCAACUGCGGAGGGUUUGGACUCGAGGCCUUCUUCUUUGUCCUCGUGGCUUAUGCCAAUAAUAAGUACAUAGCAACAAUCGAGCUAACCCUCGGCGUGGCAUGUAGUGGUUUUGCUAUAUCUGGAUAUAACGUUAACCAUUUGGACAUUGCGCCUCGAUACGCGUCCAUCCUGAUGGGUCUGUCCAAUGGAAUUGGAACUAUUGCCGGGUUUAUCGUCCCUAUUGUCAUCGACUACAUGACACAGGAGAAGAUGAAGCAAGAGAAAGCGAUAACUGAGUGGCGCGCAGUAUUUCUAAUGGGUGCAACGGUGCACUUCAUUGGCAUUAUAAUCUACGGUAUAUUCGCAUCAGGCGAAUUACAAGAAUGGGCUGAACCUCCACCAGCCUACGAUGCGCCAGCUAAAUCAUCGCUGGACCAUGAAACCACAUUCACGGAGAAACCAUCAGACCCGCUUCGAGGUAACGAGCCCCCAGCGUACGGUGCGAUUGCGCCGCCGCGGCCUCCUGUGCCUGGUGCUGCGUCCGCGCAGCACGUACCCAACAACCCGUUUGUAUCAGGUGCGUUAUACCAAGCACAGCCAGUGCAGCCACCCACCCACACAUACCAGGAUCUCACUGAUGACGGCACUUAUUAGAACUCCAUAUUGUAAAUAAAUUGUUGAACGAUGGCAAACAUUUUCAGACUCAAACUCAUCAGAAGUAGGAAGAUUAUUUAAUACUGACAUUACCGACUCAUUUGAUGUGUCCCAUUACAGAAAGUUUGUACCCCAUGCGACUUAUCUGGAUGGAACACAUACUGGACUUUUUGGUUCAAAUUCAAAGUAAUAUGCAACAUUUUUUAUGAAAAUUAUUAUUGCAUACGUUAUCCCAAAUUUAAGAAGCAACAAUUUAAGCCUUGAUUGAUUUUGUCGUGAUUUGCCAUCUUUCAUAAUAAAAGACGUCGAAUUCAGCUUGGAGUCUUUAAUAUUUUUCUAGCUAGGUAGAAAAUAAACUUCAGAAGUAAUAAUUGUUCGUAAUCAUUAGCUUACCACAUCAUAUCU